This is a messenger RNA of Papilio polytes (common Mormon), 619 nucleotides long. It is a transcript of the gene Lamtor2, whose product is annotated as ragulator complex protein LAMTOR2 homolog. Bases 110 to 487 code for a protein of 125 amino acids. Lineage: Eukaryota; Metazoa; Arthropoda; Insecta; Lepidoptera; Papilionidae. The record is from RefSeq and is a predicted model, not a curated record. Gene Ontology annotation, molecular function: guanyl-nucleotide exchange factor activity; molecular adaptor activity. Gene Ontology annotation, biological process: cellular response to amino acid stimulus; positive regulation of TOR signaling. The transcript has 2 exons. Gene Ontology annotation, cellular component: Ragulator complex.
UUUUUUUGUUACUGUCAUUGUCAACUGUUGUCAAAAGAAGAGUUGAAAAAUAAAUCGAAAAUAAACAUUUCCAUUCAAUUGAAGUACAUACUGUACCUUAAUAUUUAUAAUGCUUAAACCUAAAGCUUUGACUCAAGUGCUUAGUCAAGCAAACACUGGAGGAGUAGAAAAUACACUGUUGCUAAAUCAUCAAGGAGCUCUACUGGCUUAUUCAGGUUACAAUGAUAAAGAUGCCAGAGUUACAGCUGCUAUUGCUAGCAAUGUUUGGUCAGCAUACGAGAAGCAAGGCAGGAACGUUUUUAAAGAAGAUAAAUUGCAUCUCAUUUUAGUCGACUGCCAAAAUGGUAAAAUUGCAAUAACACAAGUAGCAAAUUUAUUGUUAUGUUUAUAUGCAAAAGAGACUGUUGGAUUUGGUAUAUUAAAAGAAAAAAUAAAUGCCAUUGCACAAUAUUUGGAAGGACCUCUUAAGCAGGUAGCUAGUUCUUAACUUAUAAAACAUAUGUAAAUUAAAAUGUUAUUAAUGUAAGGAAAUUUUGUAAAUGAUUAUUUGAUUUUAUUCCUUGUAUUGCCAUAAGUUUUAUAUAUUCAAUUAAACAAAACAUGUUAUCCAUUAAGUUUA